AUGGCAGCCAACAACGAAUGCGAUAUCGCGCCGCAAAACACCGUAACCAGUCACGCAUCGAUUUCGAGCGCUCAAGCUAUUGGUAGCUCACCAAUAGAUCCCCUACAAGUCAAACACGAGUACCGAUCGCCUUCAACGAGUAUCGACUUUCCACUUCCUCCUGCGCCUGCUUCGAGUCUCCAGUCGAUCUCUCAUAAGAAUACCGGUGGUUGCAAGCGAGAUGAUUCCAUUACACCAGUUGACUCUGAGGAUGCUUCAUCGACUUCUCUCUCGCCGUGCUUGAGAUCGCUUCUGACGUCUCGUCAUAUUGCAAAGGCCGCUUCUUCACCUGAACGCCUUGUCGCUCCUGUCAAUUUAACUGUUCCAGAUUCAGGUGCUGGUGAUGCCCGCUCAUCAAGUGCCAGCUCGCCCAGCCUUGUUCUCAAGCUGAAACUUCGUGGCAUACAGGCUGUCCUCCAGGAGCCACUCCACUCCACCGACAAAUACACUUCGCAAUUAUACGGCUCUCCAGACGGGAAGCGCACCUCAUCUGAAGCAGAAUUUGAAGAUGACUUCGACACCGACUCUGAAAUCGACAUCAUGUCACUCAAGAACAAGGUCAUCAAGCCGACGGUGAGGAGAAAGGGCACGCGCAUCAGCUCACAAAGGAGCGCGAAGGCGAAGAAACAUCGCGAUGGCAGCGGCAGCGAUUUCAAGGACGAAGAUGCCAUGUUUGACGCAGGAGAUGAAGACAGCUCUCCCAUCUCACCUGACAGCAAGCUCAUCCUGUCAACCAACAUGCUCAAGCGCUCUGAGCGUAUCAUGGAUCCUGCCAACCCAGAGCAUGCCAAGCUCAUCGCCGCUGCAACCAAGGCUGGUUCUGAGUACUACGACAGCGACAUGGAGGAUCUGCCUGGUGACGUGAAAGAGACAAACAAGCCGCACCUCUUUCGCAAUGUGAAGUGGGGCUUUCUCGCAACAGACUACUCCCAAGAUGCUGUCUUCACCACGGAACCUGAGUUCACACAGUUCGUACCUGGCCGCUUCGAGCGCCUGCCUGACGGCACCGCUUCUGACCAGAAGUCCAAACUCAUCAUCAAGCUUACAGAUAAGCAAUACCGCCAGCGCAUCUUUCUCAAUCCGCCGCCGCGCGACUGGAACAACCAAGAAGCCAUCACUGCACUCAACAAGCGCACUGUUCAGCAGAUCCGGCGCAACACGUCGAUUCGCUUCCGCGAGGUCGUUGAGCCGUACGUCAUGGAGGAGCGCGAGUGGAUCUUGGCGCACUUGACCGAGGGAAAACCUUCCAACGGAUGGAAGACGUUUGUCCAUGACUUCAACCGGAAAUUCGAGGGUCGGAGGCUGGAGGAGGGCGGCGUGGCGAGGCCAGAGAGGAGCCACAGCAGCCUCACAAAGGAAGUUGAGCGCUUUGGCAAGAUGUACAGCAAAGGUAUUGUACCAAAGAAUACAUCGCAGGGUAUGGAAAAGACGAAGGAAAAGACGAAGGGAAAGAAGACAGAGUAG
Ascochyta rabiei is the source of this 1503-nucleotide messenger RNA. RefSeq lists its product as uncharacterized. Bases 1 to 1503 code for a protein of 500 amino acids. NCBI's taxonomy places the organism in Eukaryota, Fungi, Ascomycota, Dothideomycetes, Pleosporales, Didymellaceae. The record is from RefSeq and is a predicted model, not a curated record. The transcript is spliced from 3 exons.